AAUUAAAUUAUGGUAUCAAUAAGAAGAGCUGAGAUGUAAGAUUUAUAACAUAUGCAACACUGUAAUUUAUGGUGUUUACCAGAAAAUUACACAUUUAAAUAUUACUUAUAUCAUGGUAUGGUUUGGUAAUCAUUACUUUAUGUUGCAGAAGAUAUAGUAAUUAACAUAAUUUGAUUAUGAAUAGAAUAGUGGUAGAAUUGUUGGUUAUGUAUUGGCCAAAUAAGAUGAAGAAGAUGAAGAAGGAUCAAAGUUAGAACAUGGACAUAUUACCUCUUUAUCAGUUUUAAGAACUCAUAGAAAAUUAGGAUUAGCUAAUAAAGUAAUGUAAAGUACACAUAGAGAUAUGGAUAAAAUAUUUGAAUCACAUUAUGUUUCAUUACAUGUUCGUGUAUCUAAUAGAGCAGCAUUAGGAUUAUAUAGAGAUAAAUUAGGUUAUGAAACAUUUGAUACUGAAGAAAAAUAUUAUGCUGAUGAUGAAAAUGCUUAUAAUAUGCGAAAAUGGUUUAGAAAAAAAGCAGAAAAAUAAUGAUUGUAUAUCAAUAAUAAAUAUAAUCAAAUU
Molecule: messenger RNA, 559 nt
Organism: Paramecium sonneborni
Lineage: Eukaryota; Ciliophora; Oligohymenophorea; Peniculida; Parameciidae
Source: the annotation of a GenBank genome assembly